AGCUCCAGGGAAAAACUCGCAGCUCCUCACUCUAGUGUGAGAAGGCGAGAAAAGCGCAGGGUGAAAAAAAACUUUGCUCUCAAACACAUCAGCCAUUGCAUUUCUGUUUCAAAAAAAAAAAACAAAAAAAAAAAAAAAGAAAAGAAAAGAGAGAAAGAAAGAAAGCCAGGAGAAGACGAACCUUAAAUCUGGAUUAUGCACCUGGGAGAAGAGCAGAGCCGUGCGCCUGAUCCGAGACUGUAUUUUUAAUUUGUGCGCUACAGUUCCGAGCCGAGUUUCCGGAUAUCAGCCUACUGUUUUGGGAAGAUUUGCUCUGCAUCUGUUGGGAUCCUCUCCUUUAUUUGGGAUAAGUUGCACCCUAAUUCAUUCAUCUUCAUAAACCCUGCAGCCUCAACUAGAACAUGGACACACAUAGAUAACAAGGUUGAAGUCUUCGCUUGCAGAGAGAAGUUGAGCUCUGCGCUCGAGUUCAACAGGGCCACUUCCUGAUGAUGACAGUAAACAUGAAUGACGGUCUCCAAAAUGGACCUGGACAGCACAGGAACUCACAAGAUGACGAGGAGGCGCUUAACUCCAUCAUGAAGGACUUGGCAGCUCUGGGACGCUGCUACACCCAGAACAACAGCCACAAGCCCAAGAACAGAACCCUGCUGUACAAACAGGAUUUAAGAGUCAAGCUGGAGCAUGAGAGAGAAAAACGAAUUAUCCCAUUUCAGAGGCCGCUGAAGAUCAAGGAGCUGCUGCAGAAAGUGACAGAGGCUUUUGGCCAGCAGAUGGACAUGUUCUAUAUGGAGAAAGAGUUGCUGCUGCCCCUGAAGACACAGGAGGACCUGGACCAGGCGGUGCUGACGUUAGGCUGUGGCGUGGGGACCAAUGGACUUCUCCGGAUACUCCUUAAGACCCCCAAGAACAAUCAUUACCUACAGGUGAACAGCAGGGACAAACAGAGCGAGAUGAGGUCAUCACGGUCACUGGGAGAUCUGAAAGGCUCCCUGCUCAAGGGCUCGGAGAGGGUCCGCAAACACUCAACAGGUUCCCUACACACAGGCAGGACGUCCCCACCUCCAGGCAGCGUCCCUGAGGAGCAGCAGCAAAUCGCCCGCCAGGGCUCCUACACCAGCAUACACAGCGAAGGGGAGUUCAUUCCAGAGACCCAGGACCAGAACAUGUUGGAUCCUUUUGGGAGUGCAGACAACUCACUGUCGAGCAGCUGUCAAUCAAUAGAUCAAGCACUGGACAGCCCUCCUUUCUCACAGAACAACCGUGACAAUAAUUACCUGAACCUCAACUAUGAAUACAAAGGUCGCCAUGGGAAAGGAGGGACUUUUCCUCGCCAGUUCCAGUUGCCCAACCGCAGCAAGGAUUAUGGAGACCGUCGCAGGACACUUCCACGAAGCUUCAUGCCUCAGGAGAACUUGUUCCAGCUGGUUCCUUCUAGUCGUACACGGAGUUACAACGGUGACAGUACGCUUCAGUACAGCGACCUGCGCUCACUGGGCCGCACCACUGACAAAAGCUGCCAGCGGGGAACGACCAAAUCGCCACGGGCGCCAGUGAACUGGCGACAAGGAAAGCUGUUGGGUCGAGGGGCUUUUGGGGAGGUCUACCUCUGCUAUGAUGCCGAUACGGGCCGCGAGCUGGCCGCCAAGCAGGUGCCCUUUGAUCCAGACUGUCAAGAAACCAGCAAGGAGGUGAAUGCUCUGGAGUGUGAGAUUCAGCUGCUGAAGAAUCUACGUCACGAUCGGAUUGUUCAAUACUACGGCUGUCUUCGGGACCUGGAACAGAAGAAACUCACCAUUUUUGUUGAAUUUAUGCCUGGGGGCUCAAUAAAGGACCAGCUGAAGGCCUACGGGGCUCUUACAGAGAAGGUGACAAGAAGAUACACCAGACAGAUCCUCCAAGGAGUCUCCUACCUGCACAGCAACAUGAUUGUACACAGAGACAUCAAAGGUGCUAACAUCCUGAGGGACUCCUCGGGGAAUGUGAAGCUGGGAGACUUUGGAGCCAGCAAACGGAUCCAGACCAUCUGCAUGUCUGGUACCGGGAUCAAAUCUGUCACUGGCACCCCCUACUGGAUGAGCCCAGAAGUCAUCAAUGGGGAGGGCUACGGCCGGAAAGCUGAUGUAUGGAGUGUUGCCUGCACUGUUGUGGAAAUGCUGACUCAGAAGCCACCUUGGGCUGAGUAUGAGGCCAUGGCAGCCAUUUUCAAGAUUGCAACGCAACCUACAAAGCCCAUGCUUCCAGAGGGUGUGUCGGAUGCAUGCAGGGACUUCCUGCGCCAGGUGUUUGUAGAGGAGAAGUGGCGGCCCACAGCAGAUGUUCUGCUUAGCCACCCGUUCGUCCAGGGCAGCUUCUGAGACCUUUGGACCCCCAUCCCCUCCCCUGCCUGUGAGGCCUCCAUGUGUGGCCCCAGCGUAUCCCCUCCUCUCCGGCCCGCCCCGUCCUCAGGGCCCUCCGUCACCAGGCUCCAGGGCUCCGUACCACUCCAGCUUCAUGCCCUGUCAUCCAUCACCAGUGUCUGCCUUGUCAGGACUGAAGUCCCUGCAUCUGUCACCAACUAGCUCAACCCGGAUUAUUCCCUGAGAGGCCAGGUUGACUGCUGUCAGACCUCCAGAGUCCUCCAAGGCAUCACAGCGUGUUCCCUCAGGAGGGGACUGACAAGAAAGCACAGUCUGCCAAGCAACAGGCUGCUGUUUUUUUUCCAAGAGCAGAAAAGUGACCCAAGUUAGAGAAGUGAUGUUUCGAGCUGUCUGGGCCUCACUUUACACUCAUCUUCUGCUGCAAAAUAGUGUCCAGUAUUGGCCCGGCACUAUGUAAUCAUGAUUGACUGGUGACAUUGAUCACAUCUGAUAGUACUGUAAGUUACUCAUCAGCGUGAGUUUGCUAUGAGUAAAACUGAGAAGGUAAAAUAUUUUUAUACAACAGUCAAUAACACGUACAAAGACAUCUUAGCAGAUGGGUUUUUAUUGUCACCUACAAAAUGUAAAUGUAUUUUUGUCAACGCCUUACAAUAAGAAUUUGUAAGUAAGAAUGUCUUUUUUAAACAUCUAAGAGGGUUACCAGUACCCUACUUUCACAGCAUUCACAACCCCAUUUAGAAGGAUUGUCAACGUUGCACUUUUGAUAUCAUGCAUUUGAAACAUUUCCAACAUGCAGGAUAAUCAACUGAGAAGAUAUUUUUCUAUUUGAUGCUUUUUUUAUAAUUUCAUAAGGAGAAUUGUGUUGUUUUAUUCAAUGUCUAGGAAAAAAAAGAACCAAACUUUUGCAUUAGUGUGCAAUGUUUUUAAAGCAAUACCAACAAUAUUGUUGGAAUCAUCCAUUCCAGCUUCCCAUGCAGUGAGUUUUCUGCCAUUCAGAAGUGGCCAAAGAGAUAUUUAAAGGAGAAUGAAAAAGAUGCACAGACAGAAACUUUUGACACCUUUGGGCUAAGUAAAUGUACAGUAUUAAUCAUGUCGGAUUUUCUUUGUCACCUCAGAGUCCUAUAUCCUCAUCUAUUAUAUGGCAGCUUUGUGCACAGUAGACGGCACAGACCAAAUAAGAUGCAUUGACAUCACGUUGCGUUGCAGAAAAGCAUCACCAAUAAUGUUUAAUUGAAGUGUCCCGUAUCAUAUAUCCAUUCAUAUUGGUUAUUUCAAUAUGAAUCCAUUCAAUGUCUUUUCUUUCCACAUCAUAUGAAAUGAAUGGUCCACUGAAUGACCACUUGAUGGCACACUUCAUUCCGUGUAAUGUCAUGUAAGAUUAGAGGGAUAAAAGAAGCCAAAAUGUCAGGUUGAAAAGUUGGAGGUAAAUGCUGUAUUUUGUAAAGUGGAGAUGGACGUGAAAGGUUUUACAGGAAAACUGGGAAGAUUGGUGCUGGAGAAGUAGUGGCGAGCUGUAAUACAGUGGCACUUAAAAAAAAAAGAAUGAUCAAAUCGUUUAUGACCCUUGUCAGUGCCUUACCUGAAUCUGCUUGUAAACAAAAUGUUCACUGCCAAAGCGGAAAGCUUCUUGAUAAGGUGAGCAGCUGUUCAGUAGUGAGCACACAGGAUUUGCUCUAGUUCUUUUAUAUGGAAAAAAAAAAACAAUAUACUGUAAAUACAUAUCGUUCUGCACUUUUGUAUGAAAACUUUACAUUAUAAACAAAUCUAUUUGAUGAAAUAGUUACAUAAUACAGUAGAUUGUACUGUGAUUUAGACAGGACUAUGUAUGAUUGUCUCUUGGAGAGCUGUUAGGCGGUAUGAAAAGGCUGGGAGGCUUUCGAUUGGGACAGUUUUCUUUUGUCUUAAUGACAAAGCCUUGAAACAUGAAAUGUAUCUGAUCUUUUGUACAUUUAACUUAAUAAAGCAAAAAUGUAAGACU
Sphaeramia orbicularis (orbiculate cardinalfish) is the source of this 4338-nucleotide messenger RNA. It is a transcript of the gene map3k22, whose product is annotated as mitogen-activated protein kinase kinase kinase 22. The transcript is spliced from 18 exons. The record is from RefSeq and is a predicted model, not a curated record. The coding region runs from base 489 to 2357 and encodes 622 amino acids. Gene Ontology annotation, molecular function: protein kinase activity; ATP binding; protein binding. NCBI's taxonomy places the organism in Eukaryota, Metazoa, Chordata, Actinopteri, Kurtiformes, Apogonidae. Gene Ontology annotation, biological process: protein phosphorylation.